GGCUGGGACGGCGGCCGGCCCCGGGGAAACUUGUGUCCAGUGAGGGGGUUGGGCUGGCGCGUGCUGAACCCAGAUUUCCAGCUCGCCUGCUCCCAGCUCGGACGCGGUCAGCGAGGCUGGAGCCAGAGUUCUAGGAAAUACUUAAAAAGCCACCAUCAAAAAACUGAGAGAGCUCAGGACCAAACUUUGUCCAGGGAUGGGGAGUGAACGGGGCCCAUCAUGGGGACCAGCCAGGGCCAGCUACCCUGCUGUAGCUGCAGGCCCCGAGCCCGCCCUGGCCUCGCCCAUGGGAUUAAAGUCCGGCCGGAUUUCUCUGUGGGCGUUUAAAGUUUUUCGUGAUCCAUUCAUCACUACUUAGUUAACCCUCACUGGCUACUGUGAUCUAGCACUAGCAGAGAAGUUUCAAGGCGAAUGCUGUUUUUAUGGUAGAGGUACGAACCUGGACAGGGACGUCCAGGGAUGGCUUCCAAAACUAAAUCAAGAGUCGUGGGGGAGUGUUCCAGGAUGAAUACGGCGACUGUGGACGUAGCUCAGUGGGAGAGCCUUUAAGCCACAGGGAAACCAGCAUCUGCCGAGACCUAGGAAGUGAGAGAGGGUGGUGCGUCUCAGUCACUUAAGACACUUUGACUACUCUGAAUCUACUUAGUGCCCAGGGAAGAGGAGGGGGUUGGCCGGUGCUCGGCUAGAUCAGGAGAGGCAGACAUAGAGGAAUUCAGAGCGCUGCGUUUAGUCAGCAGAAUCCACAGGACUGGAAGAGAUGGGAUGUGGGGGAAAAGUGCAUGCAUGGGAGGCUUGGGUGCCAGGGUGAGAUUCAUCAGAAGAGGGGCAUCCCAGGAGCAGCUGAAUAUUCUGCUUGAAAACCAGGGAAGUACUUGCUGUGAAAAUGCAAACUGAAGUGUCAUUAGCCAAACAAGUCACAGAAGGGUUAAGUCUAUAGAAAGAAAACCAGUUAGCAGUUUUCUAGUUGUUGUUGUUAUUAUAGGGUUUGUGUGUAUGAGUGUGCAUGGACACCCACAGUUGACAUUCUGUGUCCCUCAGUUGUGAUACACCCUUUGGAGCUGUGUGUGUGUGUGUACAGAUGUGUCUCUUUGCAUGUGAGAGUGCGUUUAUAUGUACACGCACGUGUGGAAAACUGAGCAUCAGGUGUCUUCCUUGGUCACUCUUCACCUCUGUCUCUGCCCCUCAAAUUCUGGGAUUAUAGGUCACCCCCAUCUGCCCAGCAUUUAUGUGGGUGCUGGGGAUCUGAUCUCUGGUCCUCAUGCUGUGUAGCAGGCUCUCCACCCGCUGAGUACCCUCCCCCCCCCCCAGCCCUCUACCUUGUUUUUUUGAAGACAGGGUCUUAUUGAACCUGGGGCUCACUCACAGUCACUGACCAGCAACUCCAGAGGUCCAGCUGUUACAAUGUCCACAGCAACGGGGCUUCAGAAGAGUACCACACUACUGUGGCCAUCUUUUGUGGGUGCUAGGGAUUAAGUUCUUUUUUGUUGUUGUUGUUUUGUUUUUGUUUUUUGGUGCUUGUCCUGGAUCUCACUCUGUAGACCAGGCUGGCCUCGAACUCAGAGCUCCACCUGGCUCUGCUGGGAUUAAAGGUGUGCGCCACCACGGCCAGCUUGGGGAUUAAGUUCUUGCUCAAUGCUUGUGUGGCCAGCACUUUACCAAUGAGCCACUGCCUCAGCCCUGCUGUUAUUGUUAUUACUGAUACAGGGUCUUCCUGGGUACCCUAGGCUGGCCUCAAACUCAUGGUUCUCCUGCCUCUACUUCCUGAGUGCUGGCAUUGAAGGCCUGGGCCACCAUGCCCAUCCAUAGUAAUUAUUUUUAAUGUCCCUAGUACCUAGCCAAGGGCCUGGCAUUUGUAAGCCAAGCAAAACCCAGCAAUAGACAGCUAUUGGAAUUCCAGGUAUGUAGAGGUGGGGACUAGUGGAGGUCCCGUUGCUCUAAUGUUAGAGCCGUGGGUUGCCCUCUGGCCCUGUUACUAAGUUGCUAUAUGACCUUUAACAAGUCUCCCACUGCUUGUAAAGUGGAUACAUAACCAAGACAAGUUCCUACAUACAGCAUUCUGCUAUGGGUUCAUAUGUUGGGCUUGGUCCACAAUGUGGUGACUUUAGGAGGUAGUGGGACCCUUAAGAGGUGAGGCCUAGUGGGAUGCCCCUAGAUCAUUAAGGAAGUUGGCAUUGGAAGACAUUGAGAUAGGAGUGAGUUGUUAUGGGUGAGCCUGAGUCCUACUGUUUGGUUCCUUCCUGCUGACAUGCCCAUCAUUGAAAGGCUGUCAGCCUGGGAGUCCUCACCAAGCCAGCACCAUGCCCUGCAGCAUUCAAAACAGAGAGCUUAAUUAGUAAACUGUUCAGCUGGGUGUGGUGGCUCAUGCCUGUGAUGCCAUUGCUUGGGAGAGCGGAGGAUUGCUGAGUUGGAGGCCAGUCAGAGUGACAUAGCAAAAUCCUGACCAGAAAAAAAAGUAAUAAAACUUCUUAUUUGAAAUAUAUUUUUGAGCCUGGCAGUGGUGGUGCACGCCUUUAAUGCCAGCACUCGGGAAGCAGAGGCAGGCGGAUCUCUGUCUUGAGAUCACGUGUUCAUUCUGUCAAAGCAUUGUGCUGAAGGCUGGCUGACUUGGAUGAAUUAUCUAAAACCACCUCAUCCACGAGAAGGAGACAGAGGCUGAAAAUGACGGAGGUUAUCUAUCAUUGUCCAACUCCCUUCUUGUCGACCGCUGAGUACGGCAGCCAUGUUUGUUUCUUAGAAUUAAAUGACGGCAGGGUGGGACAAGAGUAGUGACCAGAUGUUUCCAGAUUUUUAUCCAGAUCCUCUGAAGCCCAAACCUGCUAUAAAAUAAAUGAGUAGCCAGAUGUGAGCUGGUGGACCUCCUAGCAUCUCUGGCAGCCAGACAGAGUACUUCUUCACUUUGGGCCGGGCAGCUCAGUUUCAGGUGGGGAUGGCUGCCAGCUGGGGGAGCAUCUUGCAGGAUGAGAAGCAGCUUGAAGAGUUGGCACAGCAGGCCAUAGACCGAGCCUUGGCUGAGGGCGUGUUGCUGAGGUCUGCACAGAAUCCCAGCUCCUCAGAUGUGGUGACCUACGCCCCGUUCACGCUCUUCCCCUCACUAGUGCCUAGUGCUCUGCUGGAGCAGGCCUAUGCUGUGCAGAUGGAUUUCAACAUGCUGGUGGAUGCUGUCAGCCAAAACUCGACCUUCCUGGAGCAAACUCUGUCUAGCACCAUCAAAAAGGACGACUAUACGGCCCGUCUCUUUGAUAUCUACAAGCAAGUCCUGAAAGAGGGCAUUGCCCAGACUGUGUUCCUGGGCCUGAAUCGCUCAGAUUACAUGUUCCAGUGCAGCACAGAUGGUUCCACGGCCCUGAAACAGAUCGAAAUCAACACGAUCUCUGCCAGCUUUGCGGGCCUGGCCUCCCGAACUCCUGCUGUGCACCGACAUGUUCUCAACGUCCUGCAAAAGACCAAAGAAGCUGCCAAGAUCCUCUCCAAUAAUCCCAGCAAGGGACUAGCCCUGGGGAUCGCCAAAGCCUGGGAACUCUAUGGCUCAGCUAAUGCUGUGGUGCUACUGAUCGCUCAAGAGAAAGAAAGGAACAUAUUUGACCAGCGUGCCAUAGAGAAUGAGCUGCUGGACAGGAACAUCCAUGUAAUCCGACGAAGAUUUGAAGAUGUUUCUGAAAGGGGUUCCCUAGACCAAAACCGAAGGUUGUUUGUGGAUGGCCAGGAAGUUGCUGUGGUUUACUUCCGAGAUGGCUACAUGCCCAGUCAGUAUAAUCCACAGAACUGGGAAGCACGCCUACUGCUAGAGAGAUCAUGUGCUGCCAAGUGUCCAGACAUUGCCACACAGCUGGCUGGGACUAAGAAGGUGCAGCAGGAACUGAGCAGGGUGGGCCUGCUGGAAAUGCUGCUCCCAGGCCAGCCUGAGGCUGUGGCCCGCCUCCGGGCCACCUUUGCUGGCCUCUAUUCACUGGACAUGGGUGAAGAAGGAGACCAGGCCAUUGCUGAAGCCCUCGCUGCUCCUAGCCACUUUGUACUGAAGCCCCAGCGAGAGGGUGGAGGUAAUAACCUGUAUGGGGAAGAAAUGGUGCAAGCACUGGAGCAGCUGAAGGACAGCGAGGAGAGGGCCUCCUACAUCCUCAUGGAGAAGAUUGAACCUGAGCCUUUUGGGAACUGCCUGCUUCGGCCUGGCAGCCCUGCCCGAGUGGUCCAGUGCAUCUCAGAACUGGGGAUUUUUGGAGUCUAUGUCAGACAGGGAACAACACUUGUGAUGAACAAGCAUGUGGGGCAUCUGCUUCGAACCAAAGCCAUUGAACAUGCAGACGGAGGUGUGGCAGCGGGAGUAGCAGUCCUGGACAACCCCUACCCUGUGUGAGGGCACACCUGACUUCACUCAAGAGACCUUCUACCCUGUACUUGGCAUUCCUCUCCUAAUUCCUGAGGGCUACUCCAGUCCCCACCUUAGGGAAGCUUGUCUCUUCCACAGACCUCCCGGGUCUUCAGGGAAGGGAAAAUCCUGGGUACCUUCUCUCAGCCUUCCACCUGAGGACCAGAAAAGCUAUGAUUCCAUUAGAAGAGUGCUGGAGGUCCCCAGAUCUUGGAGUGUGGGGGAAGCUGCUUAAGGUAAAGGCCGUAGCCCUGCAGAUCUUCAUUACCCUCUCAUGAACUUUGCCAGGGGGUUCUAGUGCCUGACUUGGGGUAGGACUAAGUGACAGGAGGAAGGGGCUAGAACAGCAUAGACUUUCCCCAGCUCUGCCCUCAAUAAAACAACAAUGCUGAUUCAACAA
Peromyscus californicus insignis is the source of this 4763-nucleotide messenger RNA. It is a transcript of the gene Gss, whose product is annotated as glutathione synthetase. The record is from RefSeq and is a predicted model, not a curated record. The transcript has 13 exons. Gene Ontology annotation, biological process: glutathione biosynthetic process. NCBI's taxonomy places the organism in Eukaryota, Metazoa, Chordata, Mammalia, Rodentia, Cricetidae. Gene Ontology annotation, molecular function: glutathione binding; ATP binding; glutathione synthase activity. The coding region runs from base 2927 to 4351 and encodes 474 amino acids. Gene Ontology annotation, cellular component: cytosol.